GAUGUCACGGCGCCAGCCCGCCGCGGAGACCCCGGCCUACGAGCCCAGGGGGUGUCCCAACGGGGCCUCCCCUCGCCGCCGUACUCCGCUGCUGCCCCGGCUGUUCAUGCCCGACCUCCGUACCGGGCGAGAAUCAGCCGGCAUGUGGUGGCAGGACUGCGAGCGCCUGCCCUACCUGUCCCCCGGGAUCCCGUACGGGCCGCGGGGCCGCGGGACUCUGCGCGCGCUGCUGCUGCCGCCGCUGCUGCGGUCUGGCACGGCCCAGGGGGCGGGGGCCCGGGGGACACGGCAGCCCGCGACCCGCGACAACCCUGACACCUUCGGCGGGCUGCUGGGAAAGUUUCUGCCCACCAAGUUCCGCGACUUCCUGCACCAGCUGCGCGCCAAGAGCGCGGAGCCGGAGGCGCACCCACCCUCAGCGCCACAGUACCCCAAGGGUGCAUCAGAGCACUACCAAGAUUUGUGUCCCAGCUGCUCAUUCCUCCCAGACCUGUGGGACCAAUCAUUGCACUCAGAGGACAGUUUUAAAGAGAAGGCUACCCUGGGGCCCCCAAGAAGUGAAUUCAUCACAGCCAGAAAGGCCAACCCCCCCUCUGGAGAAGGCUCCAGGCCUCGCAGACGCUACUGUCCUUUCCGGGUGCGCUUUGCCGACGAGACCCUGCAGGACACGGCACUCCGCUAUUGGGAGCGCAACCGAGCAGUCCGGCAGAAUAUCUUUCCAUGUGAGCAGACGACUUUGCCGGCUGUGUCGGUGUCAGAGCGGGUGCUUGGAAGUGUCGGGAGAUGGCUGGAGAGUCUGCCCAGAGCCCUGUGUCCCAGGGCCCAAGACACUGUGGCCGGCUCCUCGUGCUGGAACUGCCCCCGAGUGUCAGCUCAGGAACCACAGCUCUACCUUUCUGAGGAUGCCACCAUGAGCAGCCGCCUACCCUUCAUCUCCAGGGCCACCACCUUGCCAAGGCCACGGGGAGGCCUCAGGACCUUCCUGGACACCCCUAACACUAUGGAGCAGGAGUCCUUUCUGCCCAGCUUGGUGCUGCAAUCCGUCCUGAGGAGAGGCCACCCUAAGGGCUACCGGCUCCUGCCGUCCACAAACCGGCAGCAGGCUCAGAGGUGGAUGCCUGCUGGAGGCCCAGCCCAGGGGUGUGACCAGGCCAGGCAAUGAGAAGCCUGCUCCCUCACCCCACAAAUAAACACACCUCCCGGGU
This is a messenger RNA of Peromyscus californicus insignis, 1205 nucleotides long. RefSeq names its product chromosome unknown C9orf50 homolog (gene CUNH9orf50). Bases 2 to 1162 code for a protein of 386 amino acids. The record is from RefSeq and is a predicted model, not a curated record. NCBI's taxonomy places the organism in Eukaryota, Metazoa, Chordata, Mammalia, Rodentia, Cricetidae. The transcript has 8 exons.